Micropterus salmoides (largemouth bass) is the source of this 1267-nucleotide messenger RNA. RefSeq lists its product as uncharacterized. Lineage: Eukaryota; Metazoa; Chordata; Actinopteri; Centrarchiformes; Centrarchidae. The record is from RefSeq and is a predicted model, not a curated record. The transcript is spliced from 6 exons. Bases 130 to 756 code for a protein of 208 amino acids.
UACUACAGUUAGUACUGCAGAGUAUACUUGUACACAUUGAAGGUUUACAGCAGCAUAGUAACCAAUCAACACAGAGCAGUUACAGGAAGUGAAGUGCAGCUACUGUUCAACUGUCUCAGUCCUCUCAAGAUGUCCUCAGAUAUUUAUGCCAAACCAGAUUUCUCAAAGAAGGUGAGAUACAACAGAAAGGUGCAGGAGGACAACGUAGAGUGGGAAGAAAGAACGGUGGCUAUCUACGAGAGUACAGACGAUAUCAGAGAUGAUCACACUGAUCUUCAGUCACACGACGGAGGACCGCACACUGAGAAUCAUCCUCCAGCCGUCCAAAGCAGGCCUUUCAGAGCUGCUGCAUUUUGUCUUGGAGUGCUGUGCUUUCUGACCAUAACUGGAAUCAUCCUCCUAUACAUACGUUUCACUUUGGAAAAAGACCAGCUGCAGACCAGAUACGACAAACUGAACAAGAACUACAGCGAGCUGCAGGGACAACUUUUAGCAGUCAACAUCAGUCAGUUACAGAGCAGUUACGAGACACUGAGGAAAAAUCACAGCCAGUUACAGGAUGAAGUAAAGCAGCUCAAGGACAAACUUGAUGCAGUCAACAUCAGUCAGUUACAGAGCAGUUACGAGACACUGAGGAAAAAUCACAGCCAGUUACAGGAUGAAGUAAAGCAGCUGAAUGACAAACUUGAUGUUGAGAAAAGUUUAAAAACUAAUAGUGAACACCAGCAUCACACCAGUUCACUUGAUAUAACUUGACUUUGCCAUUGAUUUUCAUUUUAAUUAUUUUAUCCUGUUGAACUGUUUUCUCUGUUUAUUUCUGUUAGAAAUGAGACAAAACCUGAGUGUAUUUAUAGAGUAAACAACAAGUGGCAGGCAAGAAAGAUAUUUAAGAAGAAAGUCAAACAACAAGUUUUAUCAAUUUAACAAUGAAUGACAUGAAAUCCAUCUUUUAACACUCAUUUGACAUGAAGAGAAGUGGUGUCCUGAAGGAUGGAAGAGAUUUGGAUGCAGCUGUUACUUUAAAUCCAAUGAGGAGAAAACUUGGUAUAACAGCAGAAGUGACUGUCAAAGGAAAGGAGCACAUCUGGUGAUCAUAAACAACGAAGAGGAACAGAAAUGUGUCACUGAGCUGAACAAGGAUGGAGACUCCUGGAUUGGUCUACAGGCCACAGAACGGACACAAACAGGAUGGAAAUGGAAAUGGGUGGACGACUCACCGCUGACACUAGAGUGAGACGCUUUUAAAGUUAAAGUUUCCAUCACAAUU